AAGUAAAGAGUAGUGAAUGUUUCAUAAACUAAAUAUCUAUUUAUUCUUUUAUUGAUUAUUGAGUUGAUCAUAAGUAAAAUAUCAUUUAUCGGUUGUAGCAAGCCAAUUAAAUAUCAUAUUUCGUUAUCUAAAAAUAUUCAAUAUUCAAAAUUUGUGCGAGUUAAUUAAUUAAUUAACCAUAAUUUUUAAUAAAACAUGAUCUCACUACAGUCUCAUAAUCAAGUUCUUCACUAUUUGACCCAGUUUACAUCUGCCAUUACACCUAAAUCCAUAACGUUUGCUAUUCAAGUGCAAAAACAAAGUAAUUCUUCUAAAAUAAAAACUACAGACACCAUUUUAAAAAAGAAUAAAUAUUCAAAGAUUAAUGAAAAAUGCAGUUAUUUCACAUUUGACCAAUCAGAUAUUGAAAAUUUAACAUUACCUUUGAGGUUAUUUAAAAGUGACGCCUGGCAAGUGUUAGAGAAAUUAUCUAAGAAUGAUAAUAUCAAGAUUCCAAUAAGUAAUAAUAAAUGGAAAGUAUCUUAUAUAUCUAGUACUAGUUUUACGAAAAAUAAGAAUGGCUCAUAUUCUAGAAGCUUUCUUGAUCAAGAUAAUAUGUCUAGUAUCUUCUUUCAUAUUAAACCUGAUUGCAGGUUUAGAAAGAAAUGUUUAUCUACAACAUUGCAACCCUAUAACAUACAGUUUAGAUGUUUCAAAACAGAUCGUAAUAUUAAAGCGGAAUUGAAUCGAAAUCCAACAUUGAUUACUAGAAUCCGUAAAUGGUUUGGAUUAAAUACUAAAUAUGAUCACAAUAGAGAAGGAUUAAUUAGUGAUAAAAUGAAUGGCAUUCUGUUAUCCAGAGAAUACACUGACUUAAAUAAAUUGAAAAAAUUUCAAGGAGAUAAAUACAUAAAACUUGAUGAAGUUCAGCAUAUAAAAGCAGCUUUUGUAGAAGGAUAUUUAGCAGGUCAUGGUCAAAAACCUCGUGGGCGUGCACAAAUAUUUUUCAAAAUGUUACAACAAGUUUUUACAGCAUUACCGUUUUUGGUGCUUAUUGUUUUUAUAAUGGCUACAACAGGAGGAAGCAUGUUCAAAAUUCAAAUUGGAAAUAGAUUACAAGUUGAUCCCGAAGAAAUUAAUGUAACAUUUAAUGAUGUUAAAGGAGUUGAAGAGGCUAAAUCUGAAUUGAUGGAUGUAGUUGAAUUUUUAAAAAAUCCUGAUAAAUUCUCAGCUCUUGGCGGAAAACUUCCAAAAGGAGUAUUGCUUGUAGGUCCACCUGGAACCGGUAAAACAUUAUUAGCAAGAGCGGUAGCUGGUGAGGCUGGUGUACCUUUUUUUCAUGCUGCAGGACCAGAAUUUGACGAGGUACUAGUUGGACAAGGCGCUAGAAGAGUUCGAGAUUUAUUCAGAGCUGCUAAAGAACGUGCUCCUUGUGUAAUAUUUAUUGAUGAAAUUGACUCAGUUGGCGCUAAACGUACUAACUCUGCUCUUCAUCCAUAUGCAAAUCAAACGAUAAAUCAACUUCUUUCAGAAAUGGAUGGGUUUCAUCAAAAUGAAGGUGUAAUUGUUUUAGGAGCUACAAAUAGACGCCAAGAUCUUGAUAAAGCACUGCUAAGACCUGGUCGUUUCGAUACAGAAAUAGUGGUCAAUAAACCGGAUUUUUUAGGACGUAAAGAAAUUUUAAAUUUAUAUUUGAACAGGAUUUUAACUCAUGAUGUUAAUGCAGAUAUUUUAGCAAAACGUACUAUUGGAUUUACGGGUGCAGAUAUUGAGAAUAUGAUUAAUCAAGCAGCAUUGCGAGCUGCAAUAGAAGGGGCUGAAUAUGUUACGAUGCAUCACUUGGAGCGCGCAAGAGAUAAAGUAAUAAUGGGUCCCGAAGGCAAAAGAAAAGUAAUAAAUGAGGAAGAUAAUCAUAUCACAGCUUAUCAUGAAGCUGGACAUGCCUUAGUUUCUUAUUAUACAAAAGAUGCAGUUCCUUUACAUAAGGUGACAAUUAUACCUCGAGGACAAUCUCUUGGACAUACAUCAUUUUUACCGGAAAAAGAUAUGUAUCACAUGACUAAAGCACACAUGCUUGCUUCAAUGGAUUCAUGCAUGGGCGGUCGUGCUGCUGAAGAAUUGAUUUUCGGUCAAGAUAGAAUAACAUCCGGAGCUUCAGUAGAUUUUUUGAAUGCUACACAAACAGCUGAAGCAAUGGUUAAGACGUAUGGAAUGUCAGAAAAAGUCGGAUUUAGAGUACAUAGAGAUAUGAAUCGGUCUGGUUAUAGUACAAGCACGCGGGAGUUGAUUGACAACGAGGUAAAGCGACUCUUACAGGAGUCUUAUGAUAGAGCAAAAACUAUUUUAAAAAUCCAUAGCAAAGAACAUAAGCUACUAGCAGAAGCAUUGCUGAAAUAUGAAACUUUAGAUGCAGAAGACGUUAAAGCUAUAAUUAAUGGCAAAAAUUUACGACAUGAAGCCAAAAAAGACAUUAAUCGAACAAUCGUAGAUGUACCCAAUAAGAGCAUAAUGUGAGAUUCUUGUGUAUAUAUAUAUACAUAUAUAUAGUACUUCAUCACAUAAUCUUGGUAAUUUUGUACUAUUUAAAUUGUUGUGUAAAAAAUUUAUGAGGUUAUGUUAAUAAUAUAAAAUUUA
Molecule: messenger RNA, 2613 nt
Organism: Phymastichus coffea
Lineage: Eukaryota; Metazoa; Arthropoda; Insecta; Hymenoptera; Eulophidae
Gene: YME1L
Product: ATP-dependent zinc metalloprotease YME1L
Exons: 12
Coding region: 196-2493 (765 amino acids)
Biological process (GO): protein quality control for misfolded or incompletely synthesized proteins; mitochondrion organization
Cellular component (GO): mitochondrial inner membrane
Molecular function (GO): metalloendopeptidase activity; ATP hydrolysis activity; ATP-dependent peptidase activity
Source: RefSeq, a predicted model, not a curated record